This is a messenger RNA of Pocillopora meandrina, 6446 nucleotides long. The record is from the annotation of a GenBank genome assembly. NCBI's taxonomy places the organism in Eukaryota, Metazoa, Cnidaria, Anthozoa, Scleractinia, Pocilloporidae.
GACAUUGAUGAGUGCUUUGAAAAUACUCGCAACUGUAGCAAGGGGAACGCAACUUGUACAAAUACCGAGGGAUCGUUUACUUGCUCUUGCAAUCCCGGAUUCACUGGGGAUGGACACAACUGUACAGGUAAUACAAAUUAAUCAGUGCAAGUUUUUUUUCCGUUUCAAUAAGUAAAACCCACAUAGCUACCUGCACCAAAGGCGAUUUCCUUUUUGAACAGACCUUCCAGUUUAUACAGUAUCAGACGUGGCGUAUUUAUUUGAUUUCGCUUUCCGUGGUGGACACAUGCUAUUGGUAGUCCCAAUUUUAAUUUUACUUGUAUCAUUUUCUUUAGCUGACAAUGGAUCACCUCGUCAUUACUGUCUUUUCUGUGUUCUUUUUUGGAUGAAAAUUUUCAGCUCUCAAUUCCUACUCUUAUUUCAAAGUUUUAUAUUGUCUUCCCCCCCCUUCCACAUUCUGCCUCAACAUAAGCGAAGACGAUCAUGGCGGUACGGUAUAUGUUGAUCUCAUUUCAGACAUCAAUGAGUGCUCUGAGAAUACUCACAAAUUUAGCAAGGGGAAAGCCACUUGUGCAAACACCGCAGGAUCAUUCAUCUGCUCUUGUAGGCCUGGUUUCACUGGAGAUGGGCGCAACUGCCGAGGUAAAAUCCUUAAAGGCAUAAUAUCAUUUAUCAGAAAAAAAAAUUCACUGUUGCUGUUGUCUGCUCCCUAAGGGCGCUAACGCACUGAAAAAAACUUCAAUCGACAGGGCCUGGUUGUUUUUUUAUCGGACGAUUUAAUUACGCCGAAGAGGGCAUAACGAGAUCUAAGAGUAACGUUAUUUGACAGGUUUGUCUGGGGAUCAGGGGUCCACCUGGCAUUCUCAAUCAGGAACAAUGAUUUUUUCCCUCGUCUUGCAAAACACUAUUACUCUGCAGCUUCCCUUACAAUUUUUGCCCGGAUUAAUGGCAUCUUUUCAUUCAUUCAUUCCUAUACCUGUUGUCUUUUUCGCACUGUGUUCAAUUUCUUUCCACCGCCUUGAUUAACUUUCGCUUUCUCUGUCGCGUCAACUAAGAAUCAGUGGCUUGAUCGAUAUCACUAAAUGAUGACGAAAGUUUUUGUUCUCUGUGCAAACUCUAAAUCCAAAUUAUCUCAUAAACAAAAGACUGCUAAACUCCUACGAUUACAAUGAGUAUACUGCACUGAAGGGUUUGUCUGAAACCAUCCUGCGCCUUGAGUUUUACAGCCAAAACCAUUACAACUGGCACGGUGUAAAAUAUGGACUGGACUAUUUUUGGACCAUUUUCGGACCAUUUUAUAGGGGGAAUGUACACCAUUAGUGCCCAGGGAGGGGUGGGAUGCAGUCUAUCAGUACUGAGGGAGGGGUGGGAGGCAGAGUGUUAUUACCCAGGGAGCCGAAAAUUUUCCACUUUUUCUGUCCGAAUACAGUCCUCUUAGGUUAAAAAAUCCUGAAUGAGCAAAUGAACGAUAUAUUGUGCAAAACCACAUUUUUACAAAUUGUUUUUGACGCUUAAUCGACGGCCACUUUGAAAACGUUCCGAUUCAGGUCAAGUGAUAUGAUACGUCACACGUGUGUGUGUAAGGUAGUGAAAAGCGUCCUGACCUAAGCGUCAAGACCUAAAAGUAACAACUUCGCCCUCGCUGUCUGACUGCUGCCGAAAUUUUCGAGCGAAAAAAAAUAAGAUUUGAUCCAUUCUUAUAUAGGCCACCAAUUAGAGACUAUGAAAGACGAAGUGAGAAAGGAAGUAAUGAAGGUUGAAUAAUCGAUACGCGACGGAUCGUGUCUUUAUUCAGAGCUACAAGUAAUUUGCACGUCAUUCCAAACAGCUGUAAAAAAAAUAUGUUCCCAUAUUUUUUUCCUCGUAACCAUUAUCGAGUCCCAUACGUAAAUAAAUAUUUUUCAAUCCAUGCCGAAAAGUAUUUGACUUUAGAUUUUGUCCGAUGUAUAUCACUGUGGCCUCAGGCCCAUCGGUUCUGGGGUGAGCGUGACUAAGCGCAAAGUGUUGUCGCGUAUCACGGGAGGUCGUCAUCUGGUCAUCUGGUUUCGUGAACGAAGCUCUUCUUCCACGUUCCGGAUAUGUACAAGAAUUAUCCUUUUUUAACGGAGACUAGUGAGCAACACAAAGGAAUACUUCUUGCUGUUGUAACUUUUUGUUUAUUUCUUUCGACGCGUUUCGUCUCUAGCUGAGAGUUCUCCAGGAAUGAUUACAACAACUAUAGCACAUUCGUGUGCCCAAGUUUAUUUAACUUUCAAUGGAAGUGUAUAAUAACAGAAACAUGCUGUAAACGGAUGUCGCAAGAAAUGCCCUGUCAAGAAUGCCACACUCAAGCGUUGUUUCUCAUUUGCGACGGCAAACAUGAUAAAACCAAUCCUAUCUGAAAGGUUACUCGUUUCAAAAAUGUAUGACUGUCAGCUGAGUGUACAGUAAACUACUCACACUCGUAUAUCGUAAAUAAAACAAGCCGACAGCCUGAGAGAGGAAAACGUUAAAGCACGUCAUGGGACUACCUCGCCUCCACCGUUUAAAAGGCAGUGCUUUGGUAGAAAAAGGAACCAACUGAGCGACGCAUUCGUCCUACGGAAAUAACGAGCACGUAAUGUUUCUCAUAUUACGACCUGAACUUUAAAAAGAAAAAAAUACAUAUAUAUUUAUAUAUAUUUGUUCAUGCUUAAGUUAGACAAAACUGUACCACUCUUAGCCGCGUUGACAUUAACAAUAUGGACGGAAAACAACAGAAUGUAAAACAAAGAAAAUGAAAACCGAAUGCUAUUUUGCUGCAUCAUGUUUUAACGUAAAAGCCGACAAAUCUUUAAUCGUUCGCCAAAUUCAACACAAGAAAACUUAAAACCAAUUCAAUUGCGUGGAAACGUGCAUAAUCCAUCCAAUUCAGCUCCACAAGCGUGUAUUUCUAUAUUUUUAGUCAGUGAAACCUUAGCUUCACAAGGUGCGUGCGCGUAGCAUAAGAACACUUCGUCCCCCACGGUAUUCAAGAGUCUGCACAUUUGGGUUUUUUUUUUCUUGAUCGAUCCCACAUUUUAAUAGGCUCUGAUUUUCAGAUACUUUUUUUUACAAGCGUAAAUCUACUCACCAUUCUCGCUUUCUUGAUUAAGGCGGCCGCGGCGCACAGGCUCGUGAUCCUCUUCUGACUCUCGCGCACUAUUUUAGUUUCGUCCUGGCGAUUCAAAUCGCGAGGGCCGGAUUUUAUCAAAAGGUUUAUAAACUCUUUUAUUAUGUUAACCUUCCAUCGAGGCCUCAUAAUCCUAAUUAUCAGACACCGAAAUAGAACUGCUUUCACUCGAAGCGCUAUCCGCCAUAUUUACUUUGCUUAAUGUACACACGUGUGACGUUAGGUCACAUGAUCAAAAUCGAAGUGUUUGCGGCGGAUGACCAGCGAAGCUGCAUUAAGGACUCUUUCCCCGGCGAAAAAAGGCACAAAAAGGCAUUCGAGGCACCUCGUAUCUGUUUCAAUGUGUUACCCGAGGCAUUUAGAUGGUAGUUCGAAAAAGAUACCUUUUAGCCGUCCGUUACCUUCUGAUAGAGCUUUUACUCGAUCGUACAAAUUAUUUUAAUUUGUUUUUCGACUGUCUUUUUGUAUGUCAAAAUUUUUGCGCUGGACCGCGGCGAUUCUUUUUUUUUUGGUCAUGCGGAAGCGAAAUUGCCACUUAAACACUGGACUUUAAUUGAAAAUUGAAAAUAUCGCGUUUACGAUCCUCCACUGUUGAGUUAUGCGUGUGCGCUUUGAGUCGACUUGAGCACCAUCAGUUGCUUCACGUUUCCCUUUGUGUAUACAGUAUACAAUUGCUAAAUUUAUCUAUCUUUUCCGCUCCUUUACUCACAACGCAUACGUCAAACGACUUACAUUCCAUCACGUAUCAUGUUUAAAUCAAAGUUUAAUCAGAACAUACCUAAUCAUUGCCCGGCAUGAACAUUAGGCAAUUUUUCACGUGCUUGAAUUGUAUUCCACCAAUUAAAUUCCAUUUUGCCACAUUGGACUCCACUCUAUUGCGUGUCAUUUUCUUGUAAACGACUUGCAUUUUAUAACGUAUUCUAGCUGCAUUGUCCAACCCCACUGAAAAACAUUCAUGUGGAACUAAAUGCUACUGAUAAUGAGUUUUCCACGCAAUUCUCCCGCGUUUUUUCGCGUGUUAAUUCCUUGUAAAACAACCUGCAUUUUAUCACGCAUCUCACACACAGCGGGCAAAGUCCAGAUAGGCAAAAAACAAAUCAAGGAGCCUCCUUUGAAAUAUCAUGCCUUCUCUUGUUCAAUGUAUCUUCACCUAUUCGAGAUCGCAGAAUGUCUUUGGUCAGGGUCUAUUAGAGGUACAACGAAGUUUGAGUUUGCUUUUCGUAGUAAAAUUACGCGGAAUUGUAUUUUUGAGGUAACUAACUAUAGACAAACAAUUUUGAUUUUCUCUCUAUCGGAGGACCGGCAAUAAGCGUAGUCUCUUUAGCCACCCUUUUUUUGGUCUCGUCACGCGACGCGCUCCCUCUCAAACGGGAAAUAGAGGGCGUUGUGUGACGAGACCAAACAACGGCUGCGAAGGAGACAACAGGAAGCGCGGCACCGAUGCAUUUCAUUUUAACUUAGAAGUAAUCGGACAAUAGGGACAGUAGAUCACAUAAUAUGUGUGUGAGUUCAGAUAAAUUAGGUUUUUUUCUGUCUUUCCGCGAUAUUUUUGUCUUUUGAAAGUUGGGCUCUUUUCGGUGACGAAAAUGAAAACAUUAGGUACACAAACUGUCCCAUGUCAACCCACCCAACCAAAAAAUGACCCUUGCAUGCCUAUUUUUUUUAAGUCAAACUAAACAACAUUAUUUUACCUAAAGUUUCCGAGACAGAAGUUGCUCAAUAUCAAGACGCGCGCCAAAGAGAAAUUGGUUUCGAAUUGGAUUAUUUAGCCCGUCGCAGCAAAAUAUCCUACUAAUAUCCGAGGUAGUUCUUACUAAGUUCGUGUUAACCGUGCCUGAGGGUCGUAUUGGCUAAAAUUGGCCCGAGGUCACGACAUUACGGACCAAGCACAGCAGGGCCUGUACAAAAACGACUGAGGGCCACUCUUUUCAUCACAGUUUGAGCAUGCAACUUUAGCAAGUAAUUUAUUUUUAAGCACCCAGACCAAACUGGCAUAUGAACAUGCGGCUUUAGCAAACAAAUGUGCGUGGUUUAUGACUGCUACCAUUUAAAACGAUUAUCAUCCAUACGGGAAAAAAGCAUGAAAUUGACUCAUGUAUGUGGCCUGCAACAUUUCUAGCGUUGCACUUAUCAUUCCUGUCCUAUAUUGUAUGUGUAAUUUGCAAUCUAUAUUAACAGAUAGUGAUGAAUGUUCCAGCUAUGUUCACAAUUGCCACAAGUCAGCUUCUUGUACCAACACGGUAGGAUCGUUCAAGUGCUCAUGUAACCUGCCCUACAUAGGGGAUGGAAGAUCUUGCAUUCCUCUCCCGUCAGGUACAAAGUCGAGUCAGGUCUCCCAAAAUUUCUGUUCUUGUAACUAUGCUUUACGCAGGCAUCCAGCUUGAGGUAGAUACAAACAACAGGGAGUAAUAAACUUAUUACUCAGAUAGUAAUCAAUCAACUAGCAACGUAUUUUAUUUGCUUUUUUUUUUGCACUCAAGGAUUGUUAAUAUGUCAUAUCUUUGGAUUUCACAAAAGCGGAAAUCCAAGGUAAUUAACAAUUAUCCACUGAGGAGGAGAGUUGUGGUGGAUAUUUACCGAGCCGUCAAGUGCAGAGAUAAACUUCCAUCACUUUAACAGAUAGUAGUAAUGAAGAAUGUGUGAAUGUCAGACAUUGUAACGAAAAUUGCUUGAAAAUUAAAUUUGUCUGAAUAGAACAAGCUAGUCAUUCUCGAACCAGCCUUGCUUGGCAAGCAAUAUUUCCUAUGGAUGUAAGGCCGAAGAUCUUGAGUAAACGAAGAAAGUCAAAACAAGGAAAAACAUGACUACUUAAAUUGAAUUCAUGUUGUAAAUCUUUGAUGUGAUUAUUCGGCCGUUAAACUAUUUGUUUUGUCAUGAUGGCUGGAUAUUGGCUGCGUUUUUAUCAAGUUUUUUUUCCCAGAGUCGAAAACGUUAGAUUACUACACCAGGAGGUUUUAAUCUCUUAAUUAUAUUAAUAAAUAGUGCAAAAGUCAUAUAUUUUAUUUUAAAUCAAAUACCAAGGGUUUUACCUGGUUUGUUUCCAUUUUCUACUCUGUCCAUUUUAGAAUGUCAAAACUAUCAAAGUCUGAGCGGGGCAGACAGAAAGAUAACCUAUGGCAAUCAAAACACGGUUUGUGACAGGGGUAUUCAUGGUUGGUAUCGUUCUGAAGGAGCAGCAGGUACAAGAAUACUUUCUUCAUGUCCACCGAAACACCAAAUAGUACACAUCCCACAGUGGCUUAUGGUCAGGUCACCAGGACAGUUUGCUUCCACUGGAAAUCAAACUGCUGCAACUGGUCAAGUUCCGUCAAAGUGA